UUUUACUGGCUAAAAAACGCGGUAAAUUUUCAAAACGGUUUUGAAAUGUUACCGUAACUUGCUUUCAAUUCAGAAGACGCUGCCUACCAUACAAACAUGAGGACUUUGUAGCAGUUAAUACGUUGAGAGUUCGGUGAUUAACGCCAGUUCGGAUUUCCUGUCACUAUAGAGUUAAGGAUGUGUGCGAAGAAUUUUACACCAUCUGUCGUGGAUUAGUGUCUAACAAGAUAUAAGAGAAAAGUAAGACGCCAUAUAUCAAAUAUCUGUCUCUUGCGAAACGGGUGAUAAUUUGCAACGCAACUUACUCCUUCUGUGGAACCGUGUUGAGUGUUGCGGGAACAGUGUUGAAGUUAUCAGCGACCCCAUCUUCCUCACGCUGAUCUUUGACUUUUGAAAAGCGUGUAUUGACUUGUUCAAGCAGCAAAUAACUGCCAUGAGCAUCGCUAUGUGCUGUAUAAUGAUUUUGGCGGGUUCGUCCUCCAGCCAUAUAUCUUCAGACAUUCGGAUUUAGGAAUAGACGGAAGACCACUAUGAUGCAAAGUGUAUAAUUUUCGAAUUUUAUUGGAAAGGGAUGCGAUGUAUUGUGUAAGAAGAAAAUAUAGAAAGGUGUUGGUCUGGAUUUGUUUAGUGGCUGUUGGCCAAGCGAUCUUUUCAAUGUUUCUCUACGAGGAGUUUAAUUUCGCGCCAAUUAGGCACGGCUGGACAACAAAGACAUUCGCGAAUGAGAUCAAAACACGCCUCAGGCUUCAAAGUCAAGAUGUCGAGCAUACCGAAGAAAACCUGAAGUUUAUUGCUCGAGCAAAAUUGGAUCACUCUCGCAAAAAAGAGGAGAGCGUGGAUUUCAAGAGAAGUAUAUUGAUAAAAUCAGCUUCAUUCCAACUGUCUGGAAACCGAAAGAAGCUUCAUCAUUCGCCGGGAGAGAUCAGACGAAGUAAUCAAGAUAAUGACUUAUCAGCAAGGAUAAGUGAUCAAGAAAGAAGGGGACAUAAAUUAAGCCAUCAUGACCUGAAACAUGCAAAUGAAAACAAUGCUGGUCACGAAUUUAGAACAGAGAGUUCAGAAAGGACAAAGAACACAGAGAUCAAAGAUGUAUUUAUAUCUGUCAAAACAACAGGAGAGUUUCACAAAACACGAGUUCAAAUUUUACUUGAUACAUGGAUCCAAAACGCGAAGAAUCAGGUAAAAUCUUUAUCUGUUUUUUAAGAUCAUUCCUUCGGUCUUGCAUAUUUUCUUUUUAAGAAUUUUUUGAUGCCAGAAUUGAAAUCUGCUUUUCCACCAAGCUGCCAAUAUGAUAAGCUUACAAGUGUCACCCGUAGUGGAGAAUAUGACCGGUACAGUCAGUUAUGGAAUAUGAUGAAGCUGCAAAUUCUCUUAUAGGAAUUCCAGUUUCCUCUUGAGACUUUCAUAAAAAGCUUACCCAGGAUGCUAACACAUCCAAGGGGAGGGGGGUUGGGUGGUGGAGGGGGACUGAGGGCACUCCCUUAUUUGGUGUAAAUGGGCCGUGGUAUGUGCUUUUGGAGAGGGUAUGGUGGUUUUCAAGGUCUUGAGGCUAAUCCCACUAUUUAGCAUCGUGCACAAAUCUUAAGCUUUUAAAAAGUGUGGAAGGUUAGCAUUUAGCUAUCUACGUUUUGUGGUUCCAACAAUUCCCCCCCUCCCCCCAAAAAAUCUAAUUCCAUGAAGUUAUGUAUUACGUUAUUUUUUACCCAAAUUUCCCUUGAAAGCCCCCCCUUCCCUUCUGGCUUACACAUGAUUUUUAAAUCAUUAAAAUUAAUUGCUAAUUACUGCUAUUUCUCAGAAAUAUGGCUCGCUAAAUUUACACAUCAGGUUCUGAUUUUGCUAAAAGUAGACAUGUAACCUUAGAAAGCUUACAUCUUGAGGAGUUUACCCAUUGGGAAGGAAUUUUUUCUUACCAUCAAAAUCACCAGGGGCUACUCUCCAUUAAGAGUCUGGAGAUGUGCUUCAAGAUGGGGUAGCAUUUUUUAACUGAAUUGACCAUACGAAAUAGGUUUCCACUUUAACAAAGUGACUACCUGCAUGUACUAUAUCUUAUUUUUCAACGAAACCAGCUCUUUGGAAACAAAGAAAAAAUGCCUUGUUAAGCCAAAAAUAGCUUAACUGCUGAAAAUAACUGCUAGGCAAACAAAGUAUUAAAUGACAAAAGAGAUUUGGCUUGGAGCAUAAAUUUGGAUCAGUUUGCAAACAAGCAACCAAAGUGGUGUCUUUAACACUUUCUAUUGUGGUGUUGGUUCCUUGGAGGUCGUGGUCGUGGUCCUACCCUGGGCCAAGAACACAGUAGUUUGAAUUAAUAGAUUUUUUUAUGUAUAAAGGAGACAGCCACAUACUUUGGGCCACUUGUCUGAUAAACUUUGUUCAAUUUGACCUUUUCAGUUCAUGAUAAGCUAUGGAACAAUACUGGUCUCUGAAACCUUUUGGUCCGUGGGUGAUUGCCCACGAUAUACAUGCAUGACCGCUAGAGUUACAUGAAUAGCAUUGUUUAUGUUUGCUUAUUAAACACAUUUUUUUCUCAGCUUUUUAUUUUUGCUUAAAUAUUAACUGGUGAAAUGGCUAAUUUUAUAAGUUGAGAGGAAUAAUUGGGAUUAAAUUGUAGUUUAAAAGGGUUCAAUUUGCCCAAGAUGGGAACAUUGAUUCUGAUGUUAUCUGAUUACCUAUUAGGACCUAUUUUACAGUACUCUACUUUUUACAUGUGUAUACUGUAUCCACUUCCAUAUUAAGGAUUAUUUUUCUUGUAAAUAUUUUGAUAUUGAUUGAAGGAAAAAUGGAAACACUGAAAACUGGUGAACUAAAUUUGCUUUUGUGGUUAUUGUAGGUUUAUUUAUUUACAGAUCAAGAUGAUGCCAAGGUCAAUAAAAGUCUUGGUAAGAAUUAGAAAUUAAGCAAUGCUAAAAACAGACAAAUUAUUUUGAGUUAAUCAUACUUAUAAUAUUAUUAUUGAGAUUCAUAUUAUUAUUAUCUUACCUGAAAGUUGUUGUGAAUUCUCAUUCAUGUUACCUGUUCAGGUAAUAACGGCCACUACCCAUCCCUGAUGACCAUGCAAACACCAUUUUUCCUGCACAUUUAGGACAUCUUUAUGAAAAGAUAGGAUAGGUUUUGAUUGGAUAUGACCUGAUCUUUGCAUAUUGCAAGAGAUACCAUAAAAUUCCAAAAAUAAGCCCCUCCAAAUAUAAGCCCCCCACACUCGUAAUGCAAAAAACCGUCCUUUAAAUCCCCUCUAAAAAUAUAAGCCCCCCGGGGGCUUGUACUUGGAAAUUGCCGUCAAAUACAAAGUAAAACAAAGCAAAAACAGUAAAUUUCCUUCCAACUAUAAGGCUAACCCAAUCGAUUUUGAAAUGCAAAUUUCCCUCAAUAGAUAGGCCCCUCCGAAUAUAAGCCCCUCCAAAAAUAAGCCUGUCAGAAAGGGCCUUUGAAGAAUAUAAGCCCUGGGGCUUAUUUUCAGAGUUUUACAGUAAUACACUCACAGGCAGUAUAUGUACUUCAGUUUUAAGAUGUUUAGUAACUGUGUGACAAUGAAAGUAUAUUGUAUGACUUGUCAGUGCAUUGAUGAAUUACUCAUCGUUUUUAGGUGGCCAUCUUGUAAAUACCCUGUGUGAAGCUGGACACCAGAGGUAACAUAUACACCUGUAGCAGUUCAUGUCAAUUAUUACGUGUACGCGUUGCAGACCUAUAAAACGCAUUUUUUUUUAAACUAAAUUUUGUUUUGCAAGAGAUACUGCUGUCUAAAUUUUUUUCUUGUUGAAAAGGGACAUAAGACAUUUGCUUAGUUGGAUAAAGAAUAGCCAUAAAAACUGCAGUUAUGUGAAGAUUUAAUUUAGCAGCAGAAAAGGGUUUGGUUUGCUUUUUUUUAAGUCUUGUUUUCUUUUCUCCUAAUACUUUGCUUUUUGUUAAUACUACUGUAAAACUAGGACAAGACUGUGCUGUAAGAUGCAGGCUGAGCUAGACUUCUUUGUGCAACUAAAGAAGAAGACAAAGUGAGUAUUUUUACACCUUAAACAUUCCUACUCCCAGAUCAUCAGCUAUGGAAAGAAGAAAAUCAGUCUGGGGAGGAAUUCCAACGGUGUAAAACCUCUUAAGCAGUACUUUUACAUCCUACUAUUAUCGACGGUGUAUAAGCAUGUUCUUAAAAUUAAAUUAGUGGAUCCUAUAGUGUGACUAGCCUUCAUUAGGAUUUCCUUGUGGAACUCUUUCUUUUUUCUUUCAGGAUUACACAAAGUGAAAUUUGGAUUGCAUUUUUCUUCAUUUUUUAUGAUUGGCUACUUCUAGAAGUGACGUGGUUAAAACAUUUUGUUGUAGUUUUCUGUGUCACUGGAAAAUUGGACAUCCCGUAAUCUAGAAAAAGCAAUCACCUUGAGCAGUGAAUGAUGAAUUUUCAGGAAUUUUCACAUACCAAGACAAUGGGCUGAAUUUUAAUCUCCCAGGAUAUAUAACUGACUAACUCAGCUGACUUUCAAGCAGAGUUAAAUUGAGCAAGUUUGAUAAUAUACGGUAAUAUAUAUAUUUUAAUAUUUCAAUCAUAUUUUCCGUUAGUAUAUCCCGAAAAAGCCAGUUCGUUGUUAGAAUAAAAGACAUUGCACUUAACGUUGUCGUUGUGUUUUUUUUCCUCUUUCUACCAGGUGGUUUUGCCAUUUUGAUGAUGACAAUUAUGUCAACGUGCCAGCGCUUGUAAAUACGCUAAAAAAUUUUAAUCCUGAAGAUGAUGUUUACCUUGGCAAACCAAGCCUGAUACGAGAGAUGGAGGUAAAAUUGCAUGUUUGCGGCUAUUAAUGAAAAUUCCUAACUAUCGUUUUGGGUAUUUAUUGCCAUACGUUUGGCUCGUUUUGUUCCCCCCUUAUUUUUGUUCGCGGAUUUAACCUCGGUUAUAUUAGGCCAGACUGGAUGAUCAGGGGUACCCAGCGUCAAUUUUUGGAAAAUAUCUGUUCGGAAGACGAUUUAAGAUCUAGGAUUUUCGGAACAUUUGUUCUAAAAUUUCUUGCUUGCCUGCCUCUCCCAGGAUUUUCGGACAUCUAAAAACUGGUAUAAUUGCCCAUUCUUAACGGAUUUUUACCCCAAAAAGGUCACCUAGAAUUUUCGGGAGCCUUUUUUCUGGCUGAAAUUUUCGAAAAGGUAAGUUUUGAUCCCUAUAAUUUUCGGAUCACUAGACUUUCAGCUAGGAGGGGUAAAAAUAUGCCUAUGUCUACCGUUUAUUUUUAAAUACUAAAAUACGUUCAACAAUGCUAUGUUUAAGUGGUUUUGAACUAUAUUCUCGUUGGGUGCCGCCGGAUGAUCAUUUCACUAUCCGCGCGCGCCUCGAUACUGCCCACGGACUUGGAGUGGAACCUUUAAAAAACGAACAUCUUUCACCCUGGCAGUAAAAGAAUGAUACUCAUCGCCCCAGUUACAGUAAAAUGUAACGGACACAGAAAGAGACCCCGAGGCCGUUAUAGCGUAUCUUCUUUUUAACGAUAAGGGCGAACACGUUUUCUCAAUCCCUUUGCACUUCUUUAAACUGGGCUCCACUCGGCAAGGCACAUGUUUUGGAAUCGGUUGCACCACUCGUUAAGUUUCGUUACCAAUUAGUCUAACCAUGACUGUAACAUAAUUUGAGAUGAUUUGUGGUACAUCUCUCGAGGGUUUUAUUUUGCUAGACUUCGAAAAUGAACUGACACAAACACAAAGUGAAAUCAAAUCCAAGCACAGCUGUCCAAGCACAGCGUACUAUCCUAUUACACCAUUCUUUUUCAUGCUGAAAACAGGGAUGUAGUAGCCAAUCAGAUUAGGGAAUUUUUCUUAUAGUUAUCAUUAACUAUAAGAACUAACAACUACUGUCCUAGCACGGUGCGAUGACGUUUUAUAUCCUAUUACACGGUCCUAUUUUAUGCUGAAAACAUGGAGUAGCCAAUCAGAUUAGGGAAUUUUGCUUUAGCUAUGAUGAAUGACAUACAGUCUCCCACUUUCGCCUGCAUGACUCUCUUUACUUUUCGCUAACAAUAAUAAACUGACGCAUCAGCGCGCACUUACAACAUUUCUGCGACCAUUGGCCUUUAAAAAAUUCAUCUGCUGGUCCUUAAUGUUUUCUUCAGGUCAUUGCGCAAGUAAACAGAAGAAGUAUUUUUUCUGGCCCCAGGAAUGAUAGAAUUAUAAUUUGUUUUACAUAUUGUUUGAUAAUCUGGUUUUCAUUUUCAUAUUUGUAUCUUUUUUUUUUUUGCAGGCCUGGGACAGAUUAGAUGGAAAUAAGGUGCGAACAAAGUGUUUUAUGACCCCUUCUUUAGACUGAGAGUUUGAGCUAACAAAACAAGUGAAGCCCAGUUCAUUCUUCGUGCUCCUGCCGUGCCAAACGUAAUUCUUGGAUUAGUUCGAAAAAGCAAGCCGAACAACGACGCCUGAAUCGACGUCUGAAUCGAAGUGGUGCUUUUGUUGAACCCAGUUACAAUUCAGUUCGUCACGGCAGAAGCGCGACGCAUGAACUGGGCCUGAGAGUGUUAAGUAUCGCAUCACGAGGUCUCCUCUUGAUGAGGGUCCCAGUGGAGUUGACCGUCAGCCGUCAAACGGCCUAAAAUUUAACCAUCAGCCGUCAAAAGUGCAGGGUAGUAUUAACGUUUCAGGGUAUUUAAAAUCUCAUUAUUUCAGCUGAUUUUUGCGGACUUCUGACUUCUGAUGUCCUGAAGAAUCUCUAAACUGGAAAAACCAGUUCCCAUUUUCUCAAAAACACUCUCCCUGGACAUUACAAGACCAUGCAACUUGUUUAUAUCGAAGUUUUAUAUGUGAAAGGCCAAGACAACAAGUAAUAUUAAUUUAUACAGUGGUUAACGUUUAAUGUAACUCGUGGACGAAAUCAGUUCCACUAAAUAACCGUCAACCGUCAAAAGCUCUAAAAUUUAACCGCCAACCGUGAAAAUUUGAAAAAUAUAACCGUCAAUCGUCAAAGCUACCACCCCACUUAGACCCUUCUUGAUGGCAUCUAGUGGAACGCUUCAGAUGACGUCAGAAAGUUUGCCUUUUUGUUAGCCUGAGAAUCGACACUCAGCGAAAACACGAAUGGUUUUCCCGCAAAAUAACGUCUGAGCAAAGACUGCAUAAAUUCCAUACUGAUGACGGGUCACUACCCAGAUCUGGAUAGUGCUUCUUUGUUAGUCGCGAGAGAAAUGUUCUUCAACCAAUCAGAAGCAAAACCAAGAUCUGGGUAGCCAGUGAACGCCACCAGUAUGGAAUUUUUGUGCUCGUUUCUCAGACGUUGCUUCGCGGAGUAACCCGUGGUGGCGGCGCGAAAUGUAGGCUGUUUUCUCACGCUACCUUUCUGUACGUCUCUCUAUAUUAUAUUGACUAAUAAACGAAAUGGAAUAAACUUGUCUACCAUACAGUCUACAAGCAUGAAUCGUUGGUGACGAGUAAAGGUGGCAACACCGUGACUCAUUUGGACUCAAUUCUUGUUAACUGCGAUCAAAACUUGAUGUACCCUGGGUACCAGAGGUUUUUCUCGCGUGCGGUGGGAAUUUUCGGUGUUGGCCGAAGGCCGACACAUCUUCGGCCGUAUAAAGACUUGACAGAAACCGGAAACCGCGCUAGAAAAGUCUCUGGCACCCAGGGUAAACUAGCCUGCGGUGCAGCCGGCCCACGUAUCGCAUAUAGUGUGGUUUAAAGGGUCUGCGCGCAGGCUAGGGUAAACUUGAUGCAAUGCUUUUGAAAUAAUUGAAAUACUAUAAUGGAGAUGGUCAUGACAAGUAUGCUCCUGUUUAAAUUUCAGCAAAAGAAGUUUUGGUUCGCCACAGGGGGAGCAGGUUUCUGCUUAAGUCGUGCUCUUGUCAACAAAAUGAGGCCUUACGUAAGGUACUGCAGCUGUAAUUAUCUCAGAAGUGUUCACUUCAUGAUGUUAUUUGAUUGGGUGUGACAGCAGUCAGAAUGGAGCAAAUCUUUUGACGUGACUGGCUACUAACUAGACAGAAGGAAAUUGUAUCUCUCCUGCAUUUGGUUUCUGCAUUUUAAUAUUUUUUUGAAGCCAGCUUACCAAUCUUUUCGUUCGUAAUUUUAAGCAAACUUCUUUUUUUCUGUCAGUGAGACACUGGUGUUUUUGUGCCUACCAAGGCUGUUUUUCUAGCUGGUAUCGGCAUAGAGAAUGGCUGAUGUUUGACUCUACAGAUAAACGCCCGAAAGCCGCCUGAAAGACACGUGAAUAAAAGAGAUGACUUAUUUUGUUUAUCGGAUUUUGUCUUCCUUUUUUUAGUGAUGGUAAAUUCAUAGAGAGCUGUGACCGGAUUAAACUACCCGAUGACUGCACCGUGGGGUUCAUAAGUGGUAAGUUUAUCGAUGCAGUGACGUUCGAUUCACUUGGUUCUUUCCUACGAACACUUACAAAGAAACCUGUGAUAAGCGACUACGUAGAAUUCAGUUCGUCUCUGUUGGCGCCCUUUUUGCACUUAUCCAUUAUUUACCAUCUAUUUUUAUGCAAAUAAAGUUGUUGUAAAUUAGAAGAAAUAACGCAGAAAAUCUUACGCGGGUAGACGUACGAGACGAAGAUCACAGGUGAGAGUUUUCGGAAAUCGCCAAGCGGGUUUACAAUGGACACCGACGCAGUCUUAAAUUACAAGCAGACUGAGAUGUGUCAGUACUGUUUGGUUACAUUUUAAGGUGUAAAAGGAAGGCAAGGUGGUACAGAGUUACAGUCAAACUUCCUUUAAUGAGGUCACUAACUGGAAAUUACGUGUCCGUAUUAUGAUAAAGGUGAAUAUUGUAUGAAACAGGGAAUUGUUAGGACCAAGAGAACUGUCUGUAACAGAGAGGUUCGUGGCGCGAGGGAAAUUUGCUUCAACCAAUCAAAAGCACUACACAGAUCUGGCUAGAAACACGUCAAUCAGUAUGGGGAAACCAAGGGCGAAGUCGCAAAAUGUCGGCUCUUUACUCAGGCUAUAGUUCAGCAAGACUCGCAAUUAAACAAGUAACGCUGUUAAUGCAUACAUGAUGUCGUAAGCACCUCGUGUUGGGUGAGGUCAACUAAAACGAGCGAACUUAAGAUUUAAGUUAGCGUUCGAGGUUUAGUAUGAGUAACAGUUUGGAAUUCCACACGAGCUUCAUCCCCCGGGGACGCUUUCUCUUUCCUACUACUGUUCAGAGGCCGAAUAAGAUAAUCCGUGUGCUAUGAAAAGCCUGUACUAGCCGUCGACUUGAAUAACCAAUCCUUCUUGAUCCCUGUCGCCGGCUAUGUAAUAACCUGCGUGCAGACGAUAACUAAACUCUGAUUAGUACCGUCUGCGAAGCAGCGCAGUGAUCUUUGUUCUGGACCCCCAACGGACUCAACGAAUUACCGGAAGUGCGUUUCGAAUUCCUCUUCAACCUGAUUGGCGAUCACGACAAACAAAACAAAGGCCUUUUUUAACUGGCCAAUCGUGGCGCGUACUCAAAUCUGGGUACACAGCUGGAAGUCCAGAACAAGGAUUUCGGCGCUGUUUCGCAGACGGAGUUAACCAGAGUUUAAUUUCGUCUGCGCGCAGGCUAGCUAUGUAACAGCUGCUUUAAAUUCGGCGAGGAAGAAAUAACGGAUUCCGUACCGAGAACGUUUUUUCGCCCAUGCCUAUUCAGCUCUAUUCAGCUAACUGGUACUGCAGUCGAACCUCACCAACGUAGUGACGCGUCAUCAGUAUGGAAUUUCUGCGAUCGUUUCUCAGACGUCAUUUCGCGGGAAAACCAGUAGUGACGUCACGAAAUGUUUAGCCUUCGUAGCAAGCGUUUCCGUGCGGUGUCGGAGCAAAACCGAAACUCCCGUUCCUCGGUCUUUCUUUGUUUCGAAAACAAACGGAAACGCUUGCUACGCAGGUUACGAAAUGUUCGGUUGUUUCCUCACGCUAGCUAAACUACUCUGUCACAGUUCUACAGUUAUUAUGAGCUUCUUUCAUUUUCAGACGUACUGCAGCAUUUUUGAUCUUGCUACUUUGCAGAAGUCCUUGUUAAAGCAAAAUUGAAGAGAUCAGAGCUUUUCCACUCACACUUGGAAAGUCUUCCCUUCUUACCUCAAAGUGAAUUCAGUAAACAGGUGGGAUGUUUAUAUGAAAUUUAGUGUUAGAAAAGAAAAUCCUUGAUCGUCGAUACUGAGUGAAAAACGUAAGAAAGCCUAAGAAAACAUCAGCAGCCUGGUUUGCUACGAGAGCUUUGGCCAGUUCAGGAUUGCUAUAUGAUUGGCCAUUUCCGAGUUCCAAAAACCCUCACUUUCAAAACGAGGCUAAGUGCAAAACCUUUCUUGCUUUAAUGAUUGUAAUUUGAAUGAGAAUAUAAAAUCAUUUUUAUGUCAGUGGCUUCGAACUUAGCCUCGCUCUGAAACAGAGGCUUGCGGCAACUGGGAAAUGGGCUUUUGAUUUUUAUAAAUAGACUUUUUUAACCAACUGAGUUGAUAAAAUGGAAUGCACCUCGUUCAGCGAUCGAAAAGCUGACGUCACCAACGUUAACCCGGCUUAAGUUAAAAGCAAGCACUUUGUUCAAUUAUCUUUACUCUCUGUAAGGUUACUAAAUUGCGUGUAUUUUUCUUUCUUUAACCGUUAACAGGUCACCUUCAGCCAUGGGUUCAUGGGUGGCAGUUACAAUCGCAUCAGUAUUGAUGGACCUUUUAACGUUGUAGAUGAUCCAAGUCGGUACGUAGUGGCUUCGUCGUUUCCUUGAUUAGACGCGUGUCAAACUAUUGCGGUAGGGCAUUAUCGACAGUCGUCAGAAAGGCGGCGGUCUCCUUUUUCUUUUUCGUGUUUAAACCUCCUGACGAAAUCUCCUCGAUGUUUUGGCAACGACUCAGCGGGCACCAGGGUGGUUGAACUAAAGUAACUAAUUAAUCGGAAAAAGUCUCAGACUAUGAAAUGAGCCAACCAUUUCACGAAGUAUAUAAGACACGAAGUGAGUGUAUAGCAGUAAUUCUGUCUCGAUGCUGAUGUGUAAGUAAAAAUCGUUUUGGGAAAUCUUUGCAUUGACGGACUUCCAAGAAGGAAAGGUAAUUAUUCUUUAGAAGCAAGAUUUAAAUUCCAGCUUUGUGGGUAUCCUGUGGCUUAAGAGUCGGCUUAGAUCCAACCUCGUCCCUAGGGCUUUUCCCUUAGAAAAUGGUAGGGGCAGGAAAGUCCUGGGACGAGGUUAGCUUACACAUCACUUGAUACGGGUAAACGCCUGCCAUUUAAUUUAAAUCAGCUCUAGAAUUGUGGCGCGACGGCUUACAGCUGCUCGUACACAGGGUCCCAAGCUAAAGUGGCGGAUUUCCAAGAGCAGUUCCUACAUCGUGCCGUGCAGGAGAUCCCUGCCGUAAUAGUUUUUCCUAGUAGAAUGUGCACAGUUGUAUAACUGUUUUGUUUUCUUCCGCAGGUUCAAAUCUGUUCACUGCUUCCUUAACCAUGAAACAAGCUGGUGCCCGAAAUCCGAGAAUAAGGAUAAAAUUGGGGACGAUGAUAAACUCAAGACUUACAGAUGA
Messenger RNA from Porites lobata, 11422 nucleotides. NCBI's taxonomy places the organism in Eukaryota, Metazoa, Cnidaria, Anthozoa, Scleractinia, Poritidae. The record is from the annotation of a GenBank genome assembly.